Molecule: messenger RNA, 1562 nt
Organism: Rattus rattus (black rat)
Lineage: Eukaryota; Metazoa; Chordata; Mammalia; Rodentia; Muridae
Gene: Abhd2
Product: abhydrolase domain containing 2, acylglycerol lipase
Exons: 9
Coding region: 38-1315 (425 amino acids)
Biological process (GO): medium-chain fatty acid biosynthetic process; steroid hormone receptor signaling pathway; acylglycerol catabolic process
Cellular component (GO): sperm flagellum; sperm plasma membrane
Molecular function (GO): acetylesterase activity; monoacylglycerol lipase activity
Source: RefSeq, a predicted model, not a curated record
UGAACCCAGGCCUGUGCCCUUGCUUCCUAGAAUCAAGAUGAAUGCCAUGUUGGAGACCCCCGAGCUCCCCGCCGUGUUUGACGGGGUGAAGCUGGCUGCCGUAGCUGCCGUUCUCUACGUCAUCGUGCGGUGUUUGAACCUGAAGAGCCCUACUGCCCCUCCUGACCUCUACUUCCAGGACUCCGGGCUCUCACGUUUCCUGCUCAAAUCCUGUCCUCUUCUGACCAAAGAAUACAUUCCACCACUAAUCUGGGGAAAGAGCGGACAUAUCCAGACAGCCUUGUAUGGGAAGAUGGGGAGGGUGAGGUCGCCACACCCUUACGGGCACCGCAAGUUCAUCACCAUGUCAGAUGGUGCCACUUCUACAUUCGACCUCUUCGAGCCCCUGGCUGAGCACUGUGUUGGAGAUGACGUCACCAUGGUCAUCUGUCCUGGAAUUGCCAAUCACAGCGAGAAGCAGUAUAUCCGAACCUUCGUUGACUAUGCCCAGAAAAAUGGCUACCGGUGUGCAGUGCUAAACCACCUGGGGGCCCUCCCCAACAUUGAGCUGACCUCCCCACGCAUGUUCACCUAUGGCUGCACGUGGGAAUUUGGAGCCAUGGUGAACUACAUCAAGAAGACAUAUCCCCAGACUCAGCUGGUCGUCGUGGGCUUCAGCCUGGGUGGUAACAUCGUGUGCAAAUACUUGGGGGAGACGCAGGCCAACCAGGAAAAGGUCCUAUGCUGUGUCAGUGUGUGCCAGGGGUACAGCGCGCUGAGGGCCCAGGAGACCUUCAUGCAGUGGGACCAGUGUCGUCGGUUCUACAACUUCCUCAUGGCUGACAACAUGAAGAAGAUCAUCCUGUCUCACAGACAAGCUCUCUUUGGAGACCAUGUUAAGAAACCCCAGAGCCUGGAGGACACGGACUUGAGCCGGCUCUACACAGCGACAUCCCUGAUGCAGAUCGAUGAUAAUGUGAUGAGAAAGUUCCAUGGCUAUAACUCCCUGAAGGAAUAUUAUGAGGAAGAGAGCUGCAUGAGGUACCUGCACAGGAUAUACGUGCCUCUCAUGCUGGUCAAUGCUGCUGACGACCCCUUGGUGCACGAAAGCCUUCUAACCAUUCCAAAGUCUCUCUCAGAGAAACGGGAAAAUGUCAUGUUUGUGCUGCCCCUGCAUGGGGGCCACCUGGGCUUCUUCGAGGGCUCCGUGCUGUUCCCAGAGCCGCUGACGUGGAUGGAUAAGCUGGUGGUGGAGUACGCCAAUGCCAUUUGCCAGUGGGAAAGGAAUAAGUCCCAGUGCUCAGACACGGAGCAGAUGGAGGCCGAGUUAGAAUGAGGCCUCCGGACUCUGGCGUGCUCCAGCGGCCCUCCUCUGGAACCCACGUCUCUUUGACGGCUGUUUCAGGUCUCCCAGUGACCUGGAUCUGACCUCAUACCAUCAGUGGGGGGUUACCCAUCAUGCAACCUGUCUAAAGUAGGCGGCUCUCCCUGGGAGCUCCAGGCUAUUUUUGUGCUUAGUUACGGGUUUUCUCCAUUGCAUUGUUAGCCAUGGUGACAAGCUACAAGAUUCUCACCCUUCUGUC